This is a messenger RNA of Cryptomeria japonica (Japanese cedar), 1410 nucleotides long. Its product is annotated as 14-3-3 protein 7. Gene Ontology annotation, cellular component: cytoplasm. Lineage: Eukaryota; Viridiplantae; Streptophyta; Pinopsida; Cupressales; Cupressaceae. The record is from RefSeq and is a predicted model, not a curated record. Gene Ontology annotation, biological process: signal transduction. The coding region runs from base 236 to 1015 and encodes 259 amino acids. The transcript has 7 exons.
GGUCCCAUCAUUCUCCAUUACUCUAUAAAUACCCAUCAUGAAACCCGCCUCAUUCCACACCCGCGGUUCGAACUCGCGAUCAUCUGCUAAGUAGAAUCAAGUGUCUGUUAUUUUACUAAAACAAGAGCUCCAGUAGUAUUGUUGCAUACAGGUGGUGGUUUGCAGAUUUGCAAUCGCGGUUUUGAUUCGCGUUACCUCCCGCGAAGGCGAAGCGGUUUCAGGAAACACAGAAAAAAUGAGCACAGAAAAGGAGAGGGAGAGCCAUGUUUACAUGGCCAAGUUAGCCGAGCAGGCCGAGCGAUAUGACGAGAUGGUGCAGUCAAUGAAGAAUGUUGCCGAAUUGGACCUGGAGCUAACUGUGGAGGAAAGGAACUUGCUUUCUGUUGGCUAUAAAAAUGUUAUUGGUGCUAGGAGGGCUUCAUGGCGUAUCAUGUCAUCAAUUGAGCAGAAGGAAGAAGCUAAGGGGAAUGAGCAGAAUGUUAAACGGAUCAAAGAGUACCGACAGAAAGUGGAGGAUGAACUCAGUAAAAUAUGCAACGAUAUUCUAUCUACAAUUGAUGAACAUCUACUUCCUUCUUCCACAUCAGGAGAAUCUACUGUCUUUUAUUACAAGAUGAAAGGAGAUUACUACCGAUAUCUUGCCGAAUUCAAAAGUGGAAAUGAAAGGAAAGAGGCUUCUGACCAAUCUUUGAAGGCUUACCAGGCUGCUUCAAAUACUGCAGCUACAGAUCUACCUCCCACUCAUCCUAUCAGACUUGGCUUAGCACUGAACUUUUCAGUUUUCUAUUAUGAGAUUCAGAAUUCACCUGAAAGAGCUUGUCACUUGGCAAAACAAGCUUUUGAUGAAGCCAUUGCAGAGCUUGAUACGCUUAGUGAGGAGUCAUACAAGGACAGUACACUGAUAAUGCAAUUAUUGAGAGACAAUCUUACUUUGUGGACUUCAGAUUUGCAAGAAGACGGAGGUGAAGAGCAGCCCAAGGGAGAAGAGAUCAAAGUGGAAGACAGAGAAAUCUAGUUCUGGUGGAGCUGAAUGGCUGCUUUUUCAAGCAAAUUGAUGGUUUUGAGUCCUCAUUAUUCUUUUCUAAUCCGUUUUUUGGUUGGUUCUGCGGUCUUGAGGAUUGAAAAUUGUAUGGCUCUGUAAGUGUGUUUAGGGAUCUUUCUGCAAAACUUUAAAUAUUCUAGCUAAUGCUUUAGGAAAUUUGUGUCUGUUUCUAUAGAAACAUAUGAAGGGACUGAGGACCUAUGUUUCUACUUUGGAUUGGUUGGUUAGAAAUUGUAUCCAGUCUACCGGAAUGAAAUUUGUGGAGAGCAUAUUAAAAAAAACUUUUCGAGUUUUGAACUGAUUAGUGAACUUUAGAUGUAUUUUUGACAUUUGAUGGGCGGUAAUAUAUAUUUUUUUGAUUUCUUAAA